UUUUUUUUUUUUUUUGAAACAGAGUCUCGCUCUUGUCGCCCAGGCUGGAGUGCAAUGGCGUGAUCUCGGCUCACUGCAACCUCCGCCUCCUGGGUUCAACGAUUCUUCUGCUUCAGCCUCCUGAGUACCAGGGAUUACAGAUGCGCACCACCACACCCUGCUAAUUUUUUUGUAUUUUUAGUACAGACGGGGGUUUCUCCUUGUUGGCCAGGCUGGUCUCGAACUCCUAACCUCAGGUGAUCCACCCGCCCCAGCCUCCCGAAAUGCUGGGAUUACAGGCUUGAGCCACCGCGCCCGGCCAUGAGUAGGUAUUAUUCUAUUUCACUACUGUGGAUAGUGAACCAUAAAGACAUUAAAAUAAUUUGCCUUAAGUUCCUGUACCAUAUGUAGUGGAACUGAGCUUCGCAGCCAGGCAAUCUGACUUCAGAGUUCAACUUAACUUCAAGGCCCUUCGUAGUCAGAAUCCUUUGUAUGUGAUUCCAACAGGUUAACUCCGUUAGGGCAGAGGGCUAUUUUAUGCUCAAUAUGGAACCCUGGAUGGCCAACACAGCGUUUGGCACGUAAGAGGUGGUCCAGGGGCAUUUGAUGACCUCCAGGCAGUGGAGGGGCAGUCGAGGAAGACCAGGGCCCCAGGCGCCUACGUGGGCGGAAUGCACAAGCUUGGGUCUUGGCGGCCGGGGCUCCACGUCCCAGCACUAGCCAACGAGGGCCUCGGCCGCGCGCGAAUAUUCGUGCCUUCCUCGCUGCGAGGCUUUCCGAAUCUUGGCCACGAGCUAAAGGCGGGGUCGCCGGACCGGUAGCAACCGGAGACACUCAGCCCCGCAGCAGGAAAUGCGCCUCGUGGCUUCCGGCGCGUGCAGAUGACGCGCGGCUCGGGCUUCCGCCUUGGGAAGCGGGCGGCGGAGCCCGGGACGCGGAGACCUGGGGUCGCAGCAGCUGGGCGGCCCGCGGGCCCAGGGUGGGAAUGCACCGCCGUGGGGUGGGAGCUGGCGCCAUCGCCAAGAAGAAACUUGCAGAGGCCAAGUAUAAGGAGCGAGGGACGGUCUUGGCUGAGGACCAGCUAGCCCAGAUGUCAAAGCAGUUGGACAUGUUCAAGACCAACCUGGAGGAAUUUGCCAGCAAGCACAAGCAGGAGAUCCGGAAGAAUCCUGAGUUCCGUGUGCAGUUCCAGGACAUGUGUGCAACCAUUGGCGUGGAUCCGCUGGCCUCUGGAAAAGGAUUUUGGUCUGAGAUGCUGGGCGUGGGGGACUUCUAUUACGAACUAGGUGUCCAAAUUAUCGAAGUGUGCCUGGCGCUGAAGCAUCGGAAUGGAGGUCUGAUAACUUUGGAGGAACUACAUCAACAGGUGUUGAAGGGAAGGGGCAAGUUCGCCCAGGAUGUCAGUCAAGACGACCUGAUCAGAGCCAUCAAGAAACUAAAGGCACUUGGCACUGGCUUCGGCAUCAUCCCUGUGGGCGGCACUUACCUCAUUCAGUCUGUUCCAGCUGAGCUCAAUAUGGAUCACACCGUGGUGCUACAGCUGGCAGAGAAGAAUGGCUACGUGACUGUCAGUGAGAUCAAAGCCAGUCUUAAAUGGGAGACCGAGCGAGCGCGGCAAGUGCUGGAACACCUGCUGAAGGAAGGGUUGGCGUGGCUGGAUUUACAGGCCCCAGGGGAGGCCCACUACUGGCUGCCAGCUCUCUUCACUGACCUCUACUCCCAGGAGAUUACAGCUGAAGAGGCCAGAGAAGCCCUCCCCUGACUGCGUGUGGAACGGCACACAGCAGCAGGCAGGGAGGAGGAGGAGGGCAAAUAAACCUGGGUAGUUUUGUUUAUAAAAAAAAAAAAAAUAGAAAAAGUUCCAAGUUUUUCUUUC
Molecule: messenger RNA, 1855 nt
Organism: Mandrillus leucophaeus (drill)
Lineage: Eukaryota; Metazoa; Chordata; Mammalia; Primates; Cercopithecidae
Gene: SNF8
Product: SNF8, ESCRT-II complex subunit
Exons: 9
Coding region: 965-1741 (258 amino acids)
Biological process (GO): protein transport to vacuole involved in ubiquitin-dependent protein catabolic process via the multivesicular body sorting pathway
Cellular component (GO): ESCRT II complex
Source: RefSeq, a predicted model, not a curated record